Messenger RNA from Asparagus officinalis (garden asparagus), 2500 nucleotides. Its product is annotated as DNA polymerase eta. The record is from RefSeq and is a predicted model, not a curated record. Gene Ontology annotation, cellular component: site of double-strand break; replication fork; nucleus. Gene Ontology annotation, biological process: response to radiation; error-prone translesion synthesis. The transcript is spliced from 16 exons. Gene Ontology annotation, molecular function: DNA-directed DNA polymerase activity; damaged DNA binding. NCBI's taxonomy places the organism in Eukaryota, Viridiplantae, Streptophyta, Magnoliopsida, Asparagales, Asparagaceae. Bases 103 to 2004 code for a protein of 633 amino acids.
CUCGCCAAUUCAAGCCCACUGAAUAUUGCAGAGAUGGUAAAUUCCAUUCUCAACGAAAACCCCGGACUCCCAUUUUAGGAGGGAACAGAGAAGGGGAAAAAAAUGCCGAUCGCGCGCCCGGAGCCUCUAGAUGCUCGUGUAAUCGCUCACGUCGACAUGGAUUGCUUCUACGUCCAAGUGGAGCAACGAAGGCAACCUGAACUUAGGGGUUUGCCUACUGCUGUAGUGCAGUAUAACUCUUGGAAAGGUGGAGGCUUGAUUGCAGUAAGCUACGAAGCUCGUAAAUUUGGCGUUAAACGCUCUAUGCGAGGAGACGAGGCGAAGGAGGUCUGCCCAGAUAUCAAUUUAGUUCAGGUUCCGGUUGCCCGUGGUAAAGCCGAUUUGAAUUUAUAUCGAAAUGCUGGCUCUGAGGUCGUCAGCAUACUGUCUUCAAAAGGAAGAUGUGAACGAGCAUCAAUUGAUGAAGUUUAUCUUGACUUAACUGAGGCUGCUGAAUCAAUGUUAUUAGAAACUCCUCCUGAGGUGUUGGAGGAGAUAGAUGAGGAGGUGUUGAAAUCACAUGUUCUGGGUGUGACUGCUGAUGAAGAUGACAGGGCAACUAAAGUGAGAGAGUGGUUCUAUCAAAGUGAUGCCGAUCAUCGGGAUAAGCUAUUAGCUUGCGGGGCCAUUAUAGUGGCACAUCUUCGCAUGAAAGUGUUGGAGGAAACCAAAUUCACAUGUUCAGCUGGCAUUGCGCACAAUAAGAUGUUAGCAAAACUAGCAAGCGCGAUGAAUAAACCUGCACAGCAAACAGUUGUACCAUCUUCAUCAGUAAAGGACCUGCUAGCUACCUUGCCUGUGAAGAAAAUGAAACAGCUUGGAGGAAAACUUGGAAGCUCUUUGCAAAGUGAUCUCGGAGUGAAUACUGUUGGUGAUCUUCUACAUUUCUCUGAAGAAAAGUUACAAGAGCUUUAUGGCAUUAACACAGGCACAUGGCUAUGGACUAUUGCAAGAGGUAUUAGUGGAGAAGAAGUUGAGGGCCGUGUUCUACCAAAGAGCCAUGCUUGUGGAAAAACAUUUCGUGGACCACAGGCAUUGAAAACUACUGCUUCUGUUGAACACUGGCUCAAUCAACUGUCCGAAGAACUAAGUGAACGCAUUCAGUCUGAUUUCGACCAUCAUAAACGAGUGGCACAUACACUGACCCUACAUGCCAGUGCAUAUAAAGCAAAUGAUAUGGAGUCCCAGAGGAAAUUCCCAUCAAAGUCCUGCCCAUUGCGCUAUGGUAUUGUGAAAAUUCAAGAAGAUGCUAAAAAACUAUUUGAUUCUGCCCUUAAGGAUUUCUUAGGUUCUCAGAACAGCAGAUGGGGCAUCACAUCACUAUCUAUUGCAGCAAGCAAAAUAUUAGACACACCAUCAGGAACAUGCUCAAUUUUGAAGUUCUUCCCAGGCAAAAGUGUUUCUUCCACUCCAUUAAAUGGAUCUGAUGUGUUCGUCCAAGAUGAGUUCUCCCCUAUUGCCUUAGGGAUCAAAAGUUACACUACGGAAAGCAAUGACGAUGAGCAACAAAUAAGGUUUGAUUGUGAAGUGACUAGCAAAACUAAUUGCACAAUAAAUCAAGAUAGAACACUUCCAACUAGUGACAGAAAGGCAAAAGAUAAGGGAUCAUGUUCCAUAUUGAGGUACUUUCAAGGGACCAACUCUCAUUCAACAGAUCAAGCAUACAAUGCGUUCACUCAAGAUCAUGCACCUCCAUCUUCUGGAAGUGAGAGUUGUUCAAUGUUGAAUCAAACUGUGCAUAAAGGAGGUACAUUGGCAGAGGGCAAGAAUGUGCAUCAAAAUUUUCAGAGAAGUAACACAUGGGCUCUAAAUGUUGAGGACAUUGACCCUUCUGUUAUUGAUGAGCUGCCUCUGGAAAUCCAAAAGGAAGUCCGGGGCUGGCUUCGGCCUUCUAAGCGUUCUAAUACCACUAAACGAGGAUCAACCAUUGCUCACUAUUUCUCUUCAUCAUCUAAGAACUCAUAGUAAGCUAUUGGUUCAGGAUUGCACGUUAUCACUUCCCAUUGGCAAGAACAUUGUUGCAAGCAGUUACUUUCAAUUAAUCCCGUAUUGGAGAAUGCUAGAUUACUAACAAGUUGCCAUUUGCCAUGUAAGUGGUAUGUGCAAGACUACAAACCUAUUUAAUUGAGAUUAUAAUUGGCUUUGGCUGCAAAUUUUCAUUGAAUCAAGUUUCAUGAUGGGUUUAGCAUUGUUGUUUUCCGAAGUUUGCAACUUAUCGGAUCCUGGGCUUAGGUUCAAGGGAUUAUAUUCUGGAUUCACUUAUCAACCCUACAAUUUUCUGUCAGUUGACGUGAUUAUGUAGCUGUAUAUAGAUUACAUAUGGGACAAGGCUUGUCAGAUAGCAUUGUUUAUUUGUGUAUGCAUGCUUAGUUUUAGGUAUUUCAUUAAGUUGUAAAACUGGAAUGUUAAUUAAGCAAUGUAACAUUCGUAUGCUGCUAUGUUAAGUUUUCCGUUUUGGCUU